Prunus armeniaca (apricot) is the source of this 924-nucleotide messenger RNA. The record is from the annotation of a GenBank genome assembly. Lineage: Eukaryota; Viridiplantae; Streptophyta; Magnoliopsida; Rosales; Rosaceae.
AUGGCUGGAGGAGCGAUCCACCAGUUAUUGAGGAGGAAACUUCAGUCUCAAUCUACUGCCCCUCCAUUUUUGUCUUCCCUAUUACAUAAGAAAGACGAUGCUGGGUCUGCUGGGGUAAGGUCCCUCAGAGCACUUGCUCUCCUUGGAGCAGGUGUUUCCGGACUCCUAAGUUUUGCAACUGUAGCAUCUGCUGAUGAGGCUGAACAUGGAUUAGAGUGCCCAAACUACCCCUGGCCUCACCAGGGAAUCCUUAGCUCAUACGAUCAUGCUUCGAUUCGUCGCGGUCAUCAGGUUUACACACAAGUCUGUGCAUCCUGCCAUUCCAUGUCUUUAAUAUCUUACCGUGAUUUGGUGGGAGUUGCAUAUACGGAAGAGGAGACAAAGGCUAUGGCAGCUGAGAUUGAGGUAGUUGAUGGUCCUAAUGAUGAGGGUGAGAUGUUUACUCGCCCCGGUAAACUUAGUGAUCGAUUCCCGCAGCCAUAUGCAAAUGAGCAGGCUGCUAGGUUUGCUAAUGGCGGGGCUUAUCCUCCAGAUUUAAGUCUUAUUACAAAGGCUCGUCACAAUGGUCAGAAUUAUGUAUUUGCCCUUCUCACUGGUUACCGUGAUCCUCCAGCUGGUGUCUCGAUCCGUGAGGGUCUGCACUAUAACCCUUACUUCCCUGGGGGAGCUAUUGCUAUGCCUAAAAUGCUUAACGAUGGUGCUGUUGAGUACGAAGAUGGUACUUCUGCAACUGAGGCUCAGAUGGGGAAAGAUGUUGUGUCGUUCUUGACAUGGGCCGCGGAACCAGAAAUGGAAGAGAGAAAAUUGAUGGGAUUCAAAUGGAUUUUUGUUCUCUCUCUUGCGCUACUUCAAGCUGCAUACUACCGGCGAUUGAAGUGGUCAGUUCUCAAGUCCCGCAAGCUGGUUCUUGAUGUUGUGAACUAG